This is a messenger RNA of Clarias gariepinus (North African catfish), 2679 nucleotides long. RefSeq names its product raftlin family member 2 (gene rftn2). The transcript has 9 exons. Lineage: Eukaryota; Metazoa; Chordata; Actinopteri; Siluriformes; Clariidae. Bases 390 to 1697 code for a protein of 435 amino acids. The record is from RefSeq and is a predicted model, not a curated record.
UCGAGCCACGCGUUUGGGUUUUUGUUUUAGCUGCCCAGAGGCGCUUUGGGUAUGGAAGCCAUUUCUCCACCGCGCUUUGGAGUUUGAGUUGACAGAAUUAUUGAGCGCAGAAUAGUCUCAGGGCAACUGGAUAUAACUCAUACACACGAACUUUUACAACUUUUUUCCCAGUAUUUUUUUAACCUCCGGUCUUGCGACUGAACUUUUUCCCCUCGGGCGCGCGCAGCUUUUUGUGUGUGUGUGGUCCGUGUUUACGGAACCGAGAAUGAAGAAUUAGGCUCGUGCGCAGAAAGCGCGCUCCUGUGCGCGUGCUCGGGAGUCGGUUCGGCUGCCCAGGUCCGGGCUGUAGAGAGUGCGCGCGCGCGCGCAGGCCGGGGGAUCCCGCCACGAUGGGAUGUGGACUACGGAAGCUGGAGGAGCCUGAGGACAGCAGCCCGGGCAAAAUAUACUCCACCCUGAGGAGACCGCAAGUGGAGACCAAAACCGACACUGUGUACGAGUACGUGCUGCUGGACUUCAGCUUAGAAGGUAGUCGACCCACUGUGCAGUACCUGUCCUCUUUGUGCGAGCUGCCUCAGGCCCUCCAGCCAUACUACACUCAGGGCUACGUGCUGGCCGCCUUGCAUCCCAUCAUCCUCUCCGUUGGCCGCACACGCGCCCUGCCCUGCAGCCUGCUCUACCGUGCCAUCCUGACCAGGCAACGGCCCAGUAAGCACGCUUUGACCAGGGUACACAGUGCGCCAUUGCUGAGGGUUGAGGAGUGGCCACUGCCUGGAGAGUCCCUGACCAGCGACACUGUGAGAGCACUUGUAGACCGGGUUAACAGCAAUGCUCGGGGAGGCGUGCGCUUCGUUGGCUCUGUGCUCCAACAGGCAGGAGGAGCGAGGUGUAAUGGAAGUGUGGCGAGUCCCAGACGGAGCUAUCGCUCCCCACCACACACUCCACCAGGAGACAGAAACAUGGAAGAAAAUAGAUAUAGUCCAGUUGCAGAUUUAAGGUUGCUGGUGCUGUUUCACACCUGGGCUCCAGGCUGUGCUCCGCUGCUGGACCCGCUAGCCUCCUGCUACCACCAAGGAGCGCUCUCGAUGCGCGUGUCCAGAAAAGGCCAAGUUGUCAGUGGUCUGGAAGCGGAUUGGCUCGAGCUGACGGCAGCUUACUAUCGCAAAGGCUGGUCAUUAGUGGACUCUUUUGUGUACUGGGAUACACCGAAAGGUGAUCCAGUGCCCAGAUCUUUAGAGGGGUUGUUUGUGUACGAGGAGAGAAGCCCGGCACCUCCUGCCAAUGACACCAUCGUUGUUGAACAGUGGACUGUUAUUGAGGGCUCUGAUGUGAAGACAGAUUACGGGCCACUCCUUCACACUCUGGCUGAGUUUGGUUGGUUACUCACGUGUGUGCUGCCCACGCCCAUCAUUCGCCAUGACAGUGAGGGAAAUCUUGCCACUAAACAAGUGGUGUUCCUGCAGAGACCUGUUAAAUCAUCCUUGAUCCGACACAACAGCCAGGGUGACUGUACUCCGAGAGAAAAGGUCAGUUUGAAUCGAACGACGGGAUCGACUCACUCAGAGGAGCUUUCCCCCAGUUCACUGGGCUCUGGGGCAUUCCCUUUGUUUGGAGCGAGUUAUCCUAGUGCCCUGUCCCAGCUGGAGGACGGGGGCUUUGAGCAAGACGACGGGGCAGCUGAGGUCACCUGUAUGUGACCGGGCCACACAACAGUUUUAAUAAGAAACUGGAUUUAAAAUGCUCAGCUCUGUGCUAUAGGAGAACUGAUGAUAUUAUUUUAAUCAUUAACAUCUUGCGCACUAAGUUCCCAUAUCCCUCAUAUUCUUACAUAGAUAAACAUUUAGCACUUUGAUAUUUUUAUAAAGCCAUAAUUUCCUUACGGGGUGGAUUUUAUCUUAUUUUAGUGUCUAUUCGAGCAAGGCAUGGCAGAUCUCCAAGUUGACCAGCUGCACAGCACACAUCCAUCACACUACUUUGUUAUUCUGUAAAGGCUUGUAGCACACAUCUGCACCAUCACACUCUUUCCCUGUUCGUUUUUUAAAGCAUUUGUACAAUUCCAUGGUGAUUUCCCUGUUCUUCUUUUUUGUUUUUCAAUAAUUACACGCCAGUCAGCAUUGCUUGUCCACCAGCAAAGACACAAAGCUACAUGCUGACCGGGUCACUGAGUCUUAUCUUAGCGGCUUUGCUGCAGGAUAGAAAUGUUGAUUUUGUGUAAUUCCAACUUGCUUUUUAUGGUACUGAGGAUGUCAACAGCAAGCUGUCAGUCAGCAAAAGCACCAUCCUCUUCUUGAUUUAAAGGCUUAUUUUUUGAAUAGGGCCAAAAAGAAAGUAAUUUUUUAUUUCAUAUGCAUUUUCAUUCACCUCAUUUGGACGUGGGAGAAAAAAAUUGUCUGCAUGUUCUGAUCUCAAGUGGUGCUAUAAAAGGUUGUUUUUCGUUUAAAGUUCAAAAAGGAAAAGGUCACGUAAGUUGUAGUUCUCACAUAAGGGUUUUAGUUAAAGACCAGUGUGAGAACUAACUACACACUUGUUCACUUUAGCAUUACACGUUUUAAGUAUUAUGUUUUUGGCUGGAUCAGAGUGAGAGUGAUCAGAGUCUGUGGGAGUUAUAACUUAACUUUUUACAGCAUUGCUACUUAGAAUGGUGACACCAAUGAUUAAAUGUAAUCACAUUUAAGAAGA